Messenger RNA from Lates calcarifer (barramundi perch), 1794 nucleotides. Its product is annotated as tubulin alpha-1B chain. NCBI's taxonomy places the organism in Eukaryota, Metazoa, Chordata, Actinopteri, Centropomidae. Gene Ontology annotation, cellular component: microtubule; cytoplasm. The record is from RefSeq and is a predicted model, not a curated record. Bases 134 to 1489 code for a protein of 451 amino acids. Gene Ontology annotation, biological process: microtubule cytoskeleton organization; mitotic cell cycle. The transcript has 4 exons. Gene Ontology annotation, molecular function: GTP binding; structural constituent of cytoskeleton.
AGAUUCUAGCAGAUCUUUUCCCGGGGUAAGCGAGUAUAAAAUGCCCCAGCGGCGACGGUUAUUUCCUUUUACUUAUCAAUGAGCUGAAGUCUGUCCUUUGCAAUAAUCUUCAUACCUAACAUUCUCAAGAAACAUGCGUGAGUGUAUCUCAGUCCACGUGGGUCAGGCUGGAGUCCAGAUUGGCAAUGCAUGCUGGGAGCUUUACUGCCUGGAACAUGGGAUCCAGCCUGAUGGUCAGAUGCCCAGUGACAAGACCAUUGGAGGAGGAGAUGAUUCUUUUAACACCUUCUUCAGUGAGACUGGAGCUGGAAAGCAUGUCCCCAGAGCUGUGUUUGUAGAUCUGGAGCCCACUGUCAUUGAUGAGGUGCGCACUGGGACCUACAGGCAGCUGUUCCAUCCUGAGCAGCUGAUCACUGGCAAGGAAGAUGCUGCCAACAACUACGCCCGUGGACACUACACCAUUGGCAAAGAGAUCAUUGACCUGGUGCUGGACAGGAUCCGCAAACUGGCUGACCAGUGCACUGGUCUUCAGGGCUUCCUGGUUUUCCACAGCUUUGGAGGUGGUACUGGUUCUGGUUUCACCUCCCUGCUGAUGGAGCGUCUGUCCGUCGACUACGGCAAGAAGUCUAAGCUGGAGUUCUCCAUCUACCCAGCUCCCCAGGUGUCCACUGCUGUGGUGGAGCCUUACAACGCCAUCCUGACCACCCACACCACCCUAGAGCACUCUGACUGUGCCUUCAUGGUGGAUAACGAGGCCAUCUACGAUAUCUGUCGCAGGAACCUGGAUAUCGAGCGUCCUACCUACACCAACCUGAACAGGCUGAUGAGUCAGAUUGUGUCCUCCAUCACUGCUUCUCUUCGUUUUGACGGUGCCCUUAAUGUUGAUCUAACAGAGUUUCAGACCAACUUGGUGCCGUAUCCCCGCAUCCACUUCCCUCUGGCCACCUAUGCCCCUGUCAUCUCUGCUGAGAAGGCUUACCACGAGCAGCUGACAGUGGCAGAAAUCACCAACGCCUGCUUUGAGCCGUCCAAUCAGAUGGUAAAAUGCGACCCUCGCCAUGGCAAGUACAUGGCCUGCUGCCUUUUGUACCGUGGUGAUGUGGUGCCCAAAGACGUCAACGCUGCCAUUGCCACCAUCAAAACCAAGCGCACCAUUCAGUUUGUGGACUGGUGCCCCACCGGUUUCAAGGUCGGCAUCAACUACCAGCCGCCCACCGUGGUUCCUGGUGGAGACCUGGCCAAGGUUCAGAGGGCUGUGUGCAUGCUGAGCAACACCACUGCCAUAGCAGAGGCCUGGGCUCGGCUCGACCACAAGUUUGACCUGAUGUACGCUAAGCGUGCCUUUGUUCACUGGUAUGUAGGUGAAGGUAUGGAGGAGGGAGAGUUCUCUGAGGCCAGAGAGGACAUGGCAGCUCUGGAGAAGGAUUAUGAGGAGGUUGGAGUUGACUCUGUUGAGGGUGAGGGAGAGGAGGAGGGUGAGGAGUAUUAGAAAGGUCAUGAAGCCGCCAGUUAAACAGGUCAGGGGUUGUUUUUCAAAACUUUUGAAUGUUUGUGCAAAAAAAGAAACAGUUUGGCUACAUACACAAAAAUUAAAUAUAAAAUAAAUCAAUAUCAACUUGCAUGUUCUAAAGUUUUGAGUUGAAGUUGACUGUUGAGGAGAACCAAUGGACUUGAAGGCUUCAGUUAAAAUGGACACAGCUGAUGUAGAAUUGUUCUUGAAUUCAUCUCAAAAUCUAACAUGUGCUUAGAAUGACAAAAAUACUGGCUUCUAAAUAAAGUUCCUGUGUUUCAAAA